This is a messenger RNA of Symbiodinium sp. CCMP2592, 1407 nucleotides long. The record is from the annotation of a GenBank genome assembly. NCBI's taxonomy places the organism in Eukaryota, Dinophyceae, Suessiales, Symbiodiniaceae.
AUGGGAUGUGAGGCUGAUGCUGCUGACUUGGGCCCGAUGGGGCCGCAAUGCUUGGCGAAUCAAGCAGGAAGACCAGAUCAAGCAGCUUCAGCACAGGCGCCUCGCACAGCACAGAGAAUACACUUGCGAAUGCUGGUCUGGGUGGAGGCGCUUUCCUCGCACGCCCGCGCCGCCGCGAGAGCCUUUGUCCCCACAGCCGACACCGCGGUCGACACCGCGGGAGUCGCGGGAGACGGAGACACCAGGCUCGUCUCCCGGGAGUUCCCCUGCCUCGUCCUCGCGGCCGCGGACGGGAGCAUGGGCACCACGGUCCACAGCCGGGAAGGGCGCGAGGUCCGGGAAGGCCGCGACGACCGCGGCUUUGCCUUCGCGGAGUUGCGGGAGGAGCAGCGGGAUUCCAUGGCUCAGCAGGGUGCCAGGACAAAGCUCGUUCGUGCUUUGGGCGGAAGUGCCGCCACUGCUCACAGCACUGGCACCCCUGGCUUUGGUGUCGACACACCGGGUUUCCCAGGGGCCAGUGGCGCGGCUUCUGCGGAUGCAUCGGUGGUGAGCAGCGGCGUGGCGAGUCCGGUCAAGGGCGGCCAGAUGUCCCCCUGGAUCCUGGAGGCCGAGGCUCUCUGUGAGGCGCGGGCGGUGAAUGCUCGGUUGGCGCCUCGAUCCUGGGCUCCCUUCUCAGAGGUUGCUUUGGGAAAUCGGGGCGAAGAGAUCCCGUGCUUUCACAUCGUGAAGCAGAGGUCUGACAACCUGCUCCUCAGCAUCGAAGAGGAACUCCGGCAGCCUGGCAAAGCUGAGAAGGUCGCGGAGCCACCGCAGCCCCCGGAGCCAGCGGUGCAGGCCAACGAUGACCAUGUCUUGGACGAGGAUGAGUUGGAACGGGUGGAGAUGUUUGAGGAAAGCCCCAGCAAGAAGUCGGCGCAGGAGAAGACUUCGCCUCCCCACGAUCCUGCCGCAAGAGCUGCUGAGGAGAAGCCGCCCGCCAAGGACGAUUCGGCGCAUCAGCCCUUCGAGUACAUGGUGGGCGAGAAGGUCUCCUACUAUUCCAGCUCUCAUGGCGCCUGGAUGCCGGCGCGUAUCGUGGAGCGAAAGAGCAGGACAAUCUAUGUCAUCGACAAGCAGAUGCGCGGCUGCCUGGCGAAGGUCCGUGCGUCGGAGCUGGUCUCCGAGAGGGAGGAGGAGAAGAACCCGGUUCUGCGAGCUUUCGAUGUCCUGGAAGUCCAUGCCCGGGCUCCCUCCAACCGACAGACGAGGCCGACGAGUGCGACGAGGAGUGGCUCGAGUCCGAAAGGUCGUUCUGGCAGCCCGUCCCCAGCAACACCCACCCGGCUGCCGGGCAACCGAGGCAAAGUCACAAAGCCUGUCGGGCCCCUCUCCAUUUCCGUUGAUUGCAGGGCGCAUCGUGCGAGAUGA